Paramuricea clavata is the source of this 579-nucleotide messenger RNA. Lineage: Eukaryota; Metazoa; Cnidaria; Anthozoa; Malacalcyonacea; Plexauridae. The record is from the annotation of a GenBank genome assembly.
AUGAACGUCCCUGGAGAAUUUCAGCGAUUCAUGGAAGAUUGUCUGCACGAUUUGAGGGAUGAAAUUUGCAUCCCAUACUUGGAUGAUGUGAUUGUUUUCAGCAAGUCAUUCGAAGAACAUGUCAAUCACGUUUGUCAAGUACUACAACGACUUCGAGCUGACGGAAUAAAACUGAAACCAGAAAAGUGCAGGCUUUUUCAGAGAGAAGUGCACUAUCUUGGACAGAUUGUCUCGUCAGAAGUUUAUAAACCAGAUCCCUCGAAAGUUAACGCUGUGACAGCUUUAUAAGUCUCUGUGCCAACGAACGUAGGCCUAGGAGAGGUACGAAAACAGCUUGCACUUGUUGGGUAUUAUCGAAGAUACAUUCCUGACUUUUCUUGAACUGCUCGACCUUUGUUUGACUUGUUACAAGGUCUACCAACCGAUCAGAGCAAGCCCGUUAAUAGAGAAGAUAAGUCGAAGAAAACUGGAGUUAUACCAUCAUCAAAACCAGUUGUAUGGCAGAAACAACAUGAAAAUGCCCUUAAAGAAUCGUUAGAACAUUUAGUAAGCCCACCAAUCAUGGGGUAUGCCGACUAG